Pararge aegeria (speckled wood butterfly) is the source of this 4288-nucleotide messenger RNA. It is a transcript of the gene CycT, whose product is annotated as cyclin-T-like. Gene Ontology annotation, biological process: regulation of transcription by RNA polymerase II; positive regulation of DNA-templated transcription, elongation. The transcript has 9 exons. Gene Ontology annotation, cellular component: cyclin/CDK positive transcription elongation factor complex; nucleus. Gene Ontology annotation, molecular function: cyclin-dependent protein serine/threonine kinase activator activity. The record is from RefSeq and is a predicted model, not a curated record. Lineage: Eukaryota; Metazoa; Arthropoda; Insecta; Lepidoptera; Nymphalidae. Bases 1 to 2439 code for a protein of 812 amino acids.
AUGGCUGGUGCACAAGAAAAAUGGUAUUUUACAAAAGAGCAACUACAGAACUCCCCAAGCAGAAAAUGCUGCUUAGAUGCAGAUAAAGAGCUAGCCUACCGGCAGCAAGCAGCAAACCUCAUCCAGGAUAUGGGCCAGAGGCUUCAAGUAUCUCAAUUAUGUAUAAACACAGCCAUUGUGUACAUGCACCGUUUCUACGCGUUCCACUCAUUCACACAGUUCCACAGGAAUGCGAUAGCUGCUGCGGCGCUGUUCCUCGCCGCGAAGGUGGAGGAACAGCCAAGGAAAUUAGAAUAUGUAAUAAAGGUAGCCCAUGUCUGCCUCCACAGAGGUGAAGGUGUUAACGCACUCACCUCGGAACAGUAUCAAGAACAGGCGCAGGACCUUGUAUUCAACGAGAAUGUCCUGCUACAGACAUUAGGUUUCGAUGUAGCGAUCGACCAUCCGCACACGCAUGUGGUGCGGACCUGCCACCUUGUAAAAGCACCCAAGGAUCUGGCGCAGACGUCGUACUUUAUGGCGUCAAACAGUUUGCACUUGACCACUAUGUGUCUACAGUACAGGCCGACGGUUGUUGCGUGCUUCUGUAUACAUUUGGCUUCGAAAUGGAGCAAUUGGGCGAUCCCACAGUCGCACGAGGGCCGGCACUGGUUCUCCUACGUCGACCGAAGCGUGACCACGGAACUGUUGGAGCGCCUCACCGCAGAGUUCCUGCACAUAUUCGACAAGUGCCCGUCCAGGUUGAAGAGGAAAAUGAUGACGAUGUCAAACAGCGGUGGUUCCCCGCACAACGCACACCCAUCCGGCUCGGCGGGCGUCGCGAAUUCGCCCUUCGACAAGAAACACUCGCUCGUCAAUAGCGACGAGAUCGACAAGUCAUUUGAUAAAGAGUACGAGCGGGAAAGACGUCGCCAACUCCCACCCGGUCCAGGCGGUUAUGUACCCGCGACUACUGCGCCACCCGCGCCUCAACCACAGAAGAUAGACUACAAUCUUUACAGAGAGAAGAGAGAGAGGGAGGAGAGAGAAAGGCGAGAGGAGAGAGAGAGACGGCAACAAGCCUUGCAACAGAGGCCUGGUGUGCCCCAACCCAAUGCCAGGCCAAAUCCACCCCCACCUCAUCAUAGGCCAACUUCUAGCCAACACCACAAACCACACCAUCCUUGGCCACAUAAACCUCCCCAUCACAAACCUCCGCACGACCAUCGACACCAUAGACAACUUCCUGGACCAUCGUCAAGCGUCCCUCAUCCCCAACCACCAACGGAAGUCCCCCAAAGGACUCGUCCACCAUCUUUAUUUUCCCCCGAAAAUGCUUCAACGCCUUCAGCAUCAGCUGCGGCUGCGUCCGCAUCGGCGUCGGCUCCAAGAAGACCACCUUCAAACCCUCCCCAAGCUCCCUCACAAAGACCGGCGCCAAGACAAGAACCGAGGCUGCAAAACCCUCCCGUACCAAUCCAACCCACCUCUGCCCCAGAACAGAAACCUCCAAGUCCCCACAAAAAACGCCCAGACCCGACAACUGUUGUCAGAGACAUGCAACCCCCUACAAUUUUGUCCCCCUUUUCAUCCCCACCAAAUAAGGUGGUUGAACCUCAUAAACAAAGAGCCCGACUACCUUCAAACUCCGAACCGGAGUUAGUGCCUUUUGUUAAAAAGAUAGAUGAGACCCCUGGUUAUGAAAAUUUGAUGCGUGACUCCCAGAGAGGAAACGCCAUUAGAGCGAGGGGCCCAGAUAGAAAACCUGAGCCUACUCGAGCCCUCAAUGGUAUAGAAACUGAUCCAACACUUGUUUCAAAUUUACUCAAAGAGAGUUUGGCAAAACCUGCUCCCAUCACUGUUCCUAUGGAGAAAAAGUCUCCUAAGGAAAUCAAAAAGGAGCCUAUAAUAGAAACUCCUGUACAAAUUGCACAGCCAAUCGUACCUCCGAUGGCACCGCCCCCACAAUUCGAACCCCCACCUAACAUGAACCCGCUACCUCAAAAUCCACCCCAAAACCAAAACCAAACAGAGGAACCCGAACACAAACACAAGAAGGAAAAAAAGAAGAAAGAUAAACACAAACAUAAAGACCGCGACAAAUCGAAAGAGGAAAGAAAGAAACACAAGAAAGAUAAGGAGAAAGAGAAAGAAAAGAAGCUGGAACAACCGGCACCACCUGUUCCUGAAAACGAUGGUACUCUAAGAAUAACAAUCCCGAGGGAUAAGUUAUCAUCCUCAAGUCCAGGAUUAAAGAUAAAGAUACCAAAAGAGAGAUUGGCAGCGCCGCCUCCUCCACCAAAUUCUGGGAUAAAGAUCAAGAUAUCGAAGGAGGUAUUAGAAACGUCGAGAAAGAGGACCGGAGCGCACGAGCCCGGGCCCCCGCAGAAGAUGUCGAGGCACGAGGCCCCGCCCAUAAAUAAGGUCGACAGUCUUGGCAACGGGCACCUGGGCAAGUGAUGACGUCAAGCGCUACGUGUGUCGGCGUUCCUGCAACAAACGGACCUCACUAGUGUAGUGUAACUACCGGUUUAUUUAUUUUUCGUUCCGUUAUGUGUACAGGGUGUAUAUCGGAAAUAUUAGCGGUUUUUUUUUUCAGAAAAACUUUGUUAGCUUUCAAAACUUGAAUUAUCAUGAUUUGAUGAAAUAGUUAUGAAUAAAUAACGAGUGUAUGCCAUGGAAAUGAAAUUUGAAUUUGUCAAUAUUCGGGCAGUCUCAAAAUAACGGUCGAAGCGAUCGGAGCAUAAUAUAGGCCGAUACAAGAAUGAUUGUGCUAUGUUUUAGAUAUUUAUUUAUGAUUAAAAUACGUCGUGCGCAAUGGAAAAUUUUAGUUACAUUGUAAAUUAUAUCAAUUUUUAGUAUAGUGUAUUCGUCGUCAUCAUAGGAGGAAGGAUUUAAAAAAAAAACUUGCUAGUGAAUUCGAUAUCACCCUGUUAUAAGUACAGUACGGGUCUAACUAUAUGUAUGCGAUUGUCCCGUACUGUAGGGUAUAUGCAAAACAAAUAUACAACAUUAUGAUAUAAUGUAAAAAUAGCGCUUAGUGACUAAAUUAAUGCGUAGUUUUACUACCCCACGACUAUCAGUGUGUAACCGAUAAUUUCGGUUAGGUACCAACGAGUAGGAUCUAUCUUGGGAAAUUAGAGUUUAUUUUCCAUUCAAAGUGUUUGGGCUUUUAAUAACAGUUUGGGUAACGAUAAAAUAACGGUACAUUUGUUUUGCAUACCAGUAUACGUUACUUGUUCAUUCACCACGGUAGAUACCGGUAUUUUUGGAAAGGUGAUACCGCUUUGGGAGUUUCUUUGUUUGCUGGUAGACAGUUAUACUUGUCUGACAAAUUGGAUUAUUAUUUGUUUGACAAAUUAGUUUGUUCAUCAAUUUACCAAAGUAAAUAUACACGUACGAUUAGUGUAAGAUUUUCUCGCUGUCGUUCCUCGUCGUCUCGUUUUCUAGCAGCUUAACAAUGUUUUGUCAAAGCGAAGUGGUACUAAUGUACCUUAUUUUAGCUCUCAAAUUUCCCCUACAUUUCUGCCGAAUGUGUAAUUUGCGGCUCUAAAUCUGCUACUAUUAGGUUCAUUUUACUUCGACGUUAUUGUGUUUCGAUACUUAAAAACGAGACGACGGUUCCGAGCGUGCUAAUUUUAUGUAUCCACUAACAUUUCGAUUACUUUUUAGUGGAAAAAAAGUAUGUUUUAAAAUAAAUAAUGAAACAAAUAUUCUUUUCACUAAAAAGUAACGAAAAUAUUGAAUGAAGAAAAAGUUGACUAUACAAUAAAGCUAUCGAAAGUCAAGCAAAUUAUUCAUUUUUAAUUAAAAAAAAUAUAUCGUUUGCCGGCGACUCCUUCAGGAUAGUUUCGUCAUUUAUUCUUUUGACAGAUAUCGCGUAAAGCACUUCGAAUGUCGUAUCUAUGAAAAUUUAAAAAAUAUAUAUUAUUUUGUAUUUCUUGCAGAAUCAUGUUACGGGCCAAUUUCAAAGAGCGGGUUCUGUGUUAACUAAUAUUUAAAUCAAACUUAAGAAAAUACACACCCAUAAAAAAUACUUGACACCAACAAUACUAACAGACAAUAGACUGUCUAACAUGCUGGAUAUAAUUUAAUUCCAUGAUAAAAGUACUAUGAAAAUUAAGUUUUAUAUUGAUAUACUCCGUAAAAAAAACAUCUGAACUAUUAUUCAAGUCAAUAAUUGUUGUCUUAACAAUAAUUCAUUGUAAAGCGCCCUAUGAUCCGGCGUCGAAGCGAAACGAAAUAACAAAUAAAUAAAUAAUUAAAUAUACUACGACAAUACACACAUCGCCAGCUAGCCCCAGAGUAA